Messenger RNA from Fonsecaea nubica, 2310 nucleotides. RefSeq lists its product as hypothetical. The transcript has 3 exons. The record is from RefSeq and is a predicted model, not a curated record. Gene Ontology annotation, molecular function: zinc ion binding; DNA-binding transcription factor activity, RNA polymerase II-specific. NCBI's taxonomy places the organism in Eukaryota, Fungi, Ascomycota, Eurotiomycetes, Chaetothyriales, Herpotrichiellaceae. Gene Ontology annotation, biological process: regulation of DNA-templated transcription. The coding region runs from base 1 to 2310 and encodes 769 amino acids.
AUGGCAGGACCAACUGGUGGUCGCGACCAACCUUCCCAUGAUCCGACAGGCAAUUUCACCGGGUCUGGCUCCUCGCAUUUCGGUUCAUCUUACUACCCUAUCGACACUGAGCUGACCAGCAUGUCACCCAACUACUCCAUGCCUCCUUAUGCGCGACCGAUGGAAGAGGGAGUAUCUUCAGUCGACAAGAUCAACCAUGAAGGCGUAAACAAUGGCAUACCUCUGGGUCCAAAUGGCGCUGCAGCCUCCUCUGUGACCGAUCCCGCGAUGGCCCCUCCGCAGACACCACACCAGGCAACCUUUCCAGUUGGCGCACGGUCAAGCAUGGAUGCAUCCUCUGAGACACCCCAAGACCCUCAAACGGGCGAUAAGAGAAAGCGUUCAAAGGCUUCCCGUGCAUGCGACGAAUGUCGUAGAAAGAAGGUCAAAUGUGAUGCACCCACUGAGGCGGACGGCACCCCAAAGACAUGCACAAACUGCCAGAAGGCUGGUGUGAACUGCGAAUUCGAGCGCAAGCCCAUGAAGCGAGGUCCUUCCAAAGGAUAUAUCAGCGCGCUGGCAGAACGAGUUCACGGACUGGAACAAAAACAAAGACAGUCACUGGAUGCCGGUCCUGCAGGUUUCGUCGAGAGUUUUUCGCCUGAUGAGCCAAGUGGUCCAGGUUUUAAUCGUGCUUCUUCUUUCUCCGCUUCCCAAACCGUCAGCCCUUUCUCCAGGGCCGAAUUUCAACGAGAUCGCAUUCCAAGCACUGGCGGUUGGGGUAUCACCUCGAUUGCUCCUAAUCUUCGAUCGCGUGCUAUUGGAAGCCUCGCCAUCGCUCCCAACGAGACUCUUCCUGCUGCGAUUCCUGACGAAGAGUCCAACCCGAAGUCUGAAUUCCAAAAUUCCUCCAAAACACUUUCCAGUGACAUCGACAACUCUCAUCGCGCCAAACGUCCACGCAUCCUCGGACCCAACGACGACUUGCCACCCAUUAAGAUGGAGCAUCCGUUUUUGGCCAAGUACUACGAGCAAUAUCAUCCGCUCUUUCCAUUGCUUCCGGAAAAUAACGUUAUUGAUGCGGUGGUCAGCGGCGCCGAAAAUGAGGUGCAACACGCGCUUGCAGUCGCUGUCGACCUGUUGCCAGACCUCAGAGCCGGACUCACUGUCAAUGGUACCCACGAUUCCUCCUUGAAUCACGACCUGGACCCAGCCAUCAGCCGCCCGACUCCGACCCUUACCUCUACCUACUUUGCAAACUUCGACAAGUUGCUGGACUAUCUCUGUGGUGGAACCUAUGGUUCACCAGCAGAUCAUUCGGUGGAAACCAAUCUCUCAACGGCGUGGGCUUGUGCCUUGGUCUCGGUCACCUGCGAGAAUGAUGUCAAACAUCUGGGAGGUGAUGAAGACAAGUCCAAGCUACGCCUGCUUAACCACAGUCGACUCAUCUUGACGCACCUGCGCGAUGUUUCCGCUCAUGGUACGAUCCCCAGCAUUUUCUCCGCCCCGGUCGACUUCAUCCAUACAGUCAACCUGGCUAUGAACUGCGUCCUUGUCCUGAGCAAGUUUCACUUCUUGAGCAUCGCUCUUAAUCCAGCCGAAGUGACUAACCUCCAAAACCUCUCGACCCGACACCUCAAUUACCUGGGGCUUACCGUCGAAGCAACGUACAUGCAAACCGGCGUAAACCAGCUUGACCUUCUCUCCGAGGUGGUCCUGCCUCGCAACAAUGCUGGUGUAGAGUCGAGACUCAAUCAGAAGAUGUUUUUGCAGCAUGCCUUCGAGGUCCACCUUCUCAUGUUUGAUGAAACUCUCCGAGACUCGGCGAUUGUCAAGGAGUUCCACUGGUUCUUGGAGGUGAUGCUCAGCCCGUAUCAACCACAGACGCCUCCGUUCCCUUCCAUUGUUCUCGAGCGUGCCGUCAAUCUGGCCCAGGUCCUCAUUGAAGACGCAAAGUCGACCUCUAAUGCCCCCCGGUACAAUCCUCUUGACCUACACACCUGGUCUGUGGCAGCGAUCACUCUGUGCGAGGUCGUCACCGAUGUGAGCAGUAGGCAAAUGGCCGAUUAUGCACGCAACCACCUUCAGAAUUUGCGCACGGAGCUCCAGAAGAAGUCGGAUGCACUGCACAAGCACUAUGACUUUGAGUGGUUCUAUGGCGAAAAGAUGAAACACUGGACUGACGGGCUCAUUGCGAUGAUCGACUACGUUCUGGUACGUCCUUCUGCGGCCGACGAGAACAGAAGCAGCACUGUGAUGUUGGUCCCGAACUUCGCAGAGAUGAUGGAGAGAGGGUGGUUGCGAGCUCUUCUUUUCUUUGCAAACAACUGA